UCGCUCAUCAGAGAUUUUUGUGAUUACACUUCUGCGCAUGGUUUUGGGAGGAUAAACGCAUCCCGACACUGGAUCCGCACAAUAUUCUGGAUUUUGCUUUGUGUGGCUGCUGUAACCAUGACAACGGUACAACUACACAUGCUGUAUAAAAAGUACCAAUCAAGACCACUCACUACACUGGUUGAGAUUGAAACGGCUACGGUACGCAUAGCUGCCAUUUCACCGUUCUUGAUCCUCGCUGAAUUUGGUCAAUUCUUAUUCAAAUAGGGGUGCUGUUUACUUGGUAAAUUAAAAAUUCAUAACUUUUCGUUGGCAUAUCAGUGAAGGCUCUUGGUAAAGAGCAAAAGGCAGUAAACGUUACUGGGUCAAACUGGCAAAAAAGCUAUAAUAAUUGUAGCUUGAUCAUGCAUUUCAAAGAUAGUACGAAUCUUGAUCCAGUUUUAGCUAGUUUGGGGCUUAAAGUGGCUCGAUCCCUGGCCGUAGUUUUAUGCUAGCAGUUUUCGUCAGUUCUAAUAUCUUUCUUACAAACCAACAAUACUACUGAGCUCGCCGAUGAAAUAAAAACCAACUAUUGUAAAAAGGUCUCGUCUGUGAAAAAGGUUACAGAUCAGAAGCUGUCCGAGAUCAGCAAAAUGAUUUCUUUUUAAGGCCGAUACACUGAGACAAAUUUCCUCCGCCAAGACGUUCCUUCAGACUCUCCUCUUCAGAAUUACAGUAAUGUUUACUUUCAUUUUGAAAGUUUCGUUGUCUUAUUUGGUUUUUAUAAAACUGAUUUAAAAAAAAGCAAGUGACAAAACUCAGAAUAAAUCUUUUAUGAAAUGUUUGGGAAAAAUCUGCACGGUUUUUGGGGAAAAAAGUUGCUCAAUUAACUUACAUGAAUUGACAACCAGCUCAUUCAUUAAGCCGAUAGUUAAACCUUUGUUAAUAAAGAAAAGUUGUUUCAAGCUUCAUUUACAUGUGUUAUGAUAAAAGCAAAUAUAUAUUUUUUCUUUUUAACUUGAAUGCAGAAUCUUCCAUUCCCAACCGUUACGUUCUGCAACUUCAAUGCCAUUAAGAAAGAGUCGCUUUAUCUAGCCAUGGAUCAAUACAGUGAAAUGGAAACAUUUAUCAAGCAAUUGUUGGAA
Messenger RNA from Porites evermanni, 1124 nucleotides. The record is from the annotation of a GenBank genome assembly. NCBI's taxonomy places the organism in Eukaryota, Metazoa, Cnidaria, Anthozoa, Scleractinia, Poritidae.